Rhodotorula graminis WP1 is the source of this 2874-nucleotide messenger RNA. RefSeq lists its product as uncharacterized. The coding region runs from base 1 to 2874 and encodes 957 amino acids. NCBI's taxonomy places the organism in Eukaryota, Fungi, Basidiomycota, Microbotryomycetes, Sporidiobolales, Sporidiobolaceae. Gene Ontology annotation, biological process: protein N-linked glycosylation. The record is from RefSeq and is a predicted model, not a curated record. The transcript has 11 exons. Gene Ontology annotation, molecular function: alpha-(1->6)-fucosyltransferase activity.
AUGAGCUCUCACGCCAUGAACGCGUCGCCCUGGGUCAAGCUCGACGCCGACGGCGGCAGCACCAGAUCGCCGCGCAGGGUCGGACUCGGACUCGGCAGCACCGACCUGAGCAACGCCAUGGGCGCACCGCGUCCUCGACAAGGCGGCGCAGUGCUCGGCGUCUUCCCUACCCCGUCCUCGUUCGGCGAGCGCGAGAACCGCCAGCACCCGCGGUCACCUCCUCGCAUCCGCGUCUUGGCCAGCUCGCCGGCACACCACGCCGCCGCGCACAACGGCUACUCGUCCGACGAGUCGUCCGCCGACCUGUCGCCGUCCCUCCUGCGCGUCAAGGCGUUCCCCCAAUCCUUCUCGGCCGCACCCUCGUCCUCGUCCUCCUCUUCUCGCCGCACCCCGUCCUCCCGACCCUCGUUCCUCGCCUCCCUCGUCCCCAAGCGCUUCCGCCCGCGCUCAGCCCUCGACUCGCCGCCUCUCGAGGUCCCCCGAUCCCCCUCCCUCCUCCGCCCGCACCCCUCGACCCGCCACGGCCCGUCCUCCCGACGCGCCUGCACCCCUCGACGCGCCCUCGUCGUCCUCAUGCUCGCCGCCCUCGUCGUCGCCCUACACGCGACGGGCGUCGAUCACGCACGCGACCAGGUCGAGCGCUGGCGAGCCCGAGGGAGCGCCGUGCUCGGCGGCGACGGCCGCGCGUUCUCGUUCGCGGCCAAGGUCGAGGAGCCGGCGCCGCGACGGGCAGGCGACGAGGCGCAGAAGCGACCGCGCGAGGUCGUGCGCGCGCCCGAGAUGGAGAAGCGGCCCCGGCCGCACCGGGCGGCCAAGGUCGAGGAGAAGGCCGGGCAGCGGGCGGGUCCUGCGCGCCCCAAGGUCGUCGACGCUGCGCCCGCAGGUGACGCGGCGCUGCCGUUCGUCGCCGAGCCGGCGGGCAACGAGCCGGCGUCGGCUCCUCGCGGCGGCGGCGCCGAGGCGGCCGAGGACGAGCAGGCCGGGCUCGAGGCGGUGGUGCAGCAGGCCGAGCAGGAGGCGGCGCGCGCCGAGGUCGAGCUCAACGAGCAGCUCGAGAUGGAGAAGGUGUCGGUCAAGCACAAGAAGCCGCGACCGAUGAAGGUGCACCACAAGGCCGACAAGGCCGCCGUCGACGCCAUCGUCGCCGUCCCCGCCGAGGCUGAGGCCAAGGCGCAGGCCGCCGUCGACAAGGCCGUCACUGCCGCGAGGAAGAAGGCGGCCGACCGCAAGAAGAAGGACGCGUCGCGGUACAAGCGCCUCCUGCCGACCGGCGUCCCGCCUCGCCGCCACCUGUACGGCGCCAACUUUGUCCUGUCGGCCGACGACCUCGAGGCGCAGACCGAGGUCGAGGACCCAGAGCUCACCAACGCCAUGGUCAAGGUCCCGACCGCCAAGCAGCUCGCCAAGCUGUUCGCCCAGGGCAAGAAGCGGUACGCCGAGGACGAGGACGACUGGCGCUCGUUCGAGUGGAAGGCGCCGCCGGCCGACGCCUCGCUCCAGCGCUUUGUCGACAAGCUCGAUCCCGAGGAGCGCACCUUGCGCGACUGGGUCCAGCACCUGCACAAGCUCCCGGUGGGUCACGGCGUCGGUCUCGGCGCCGGCGCGCCGCACGAGCUUGCGCCGCUCGGCGACGUACCGACGUUCGACCGCGGCAGCCGCGACAAGUGGGCGGCGCUCGUCGUUGAGUCGCAGGAGGGCCACGCGGGCAAGUGCCAGGGGUCCAACUGGCUCGAGAAGUACGAGACGAUGCACGCCGAGAUGCUCGAGGGCAAGCGGGACCCCAAGUUCAUCUCGUACCACUGCGAGCAGGGCAUCAACUGCGGCGGCCUCGGCGACCGACUACUCGGCAUGACCUCGGCCUUCUUCUUCGGCCUCAUGACGCAGCGAGCGUUUCUCGCCGAAUGGCAAUCACCUGUGCCCCUGGACGUCAUAUUUGACUCGCCGCAUGUCAACUGGUCGCACUCGUCGUUCACGGCCGACCGGCACCCCGUCCUCAGGCAGAAGCGCCUCGCCGCGUCGGCUGCCGACCUCGACAUCAUCCACUUUGACCGCCUCAGCGUCGACGCGACGUUCGGCACCGUCAGCUGGAACCCCAAGCUCGGGCGCAAGCCGACGCCGGGCUUUGAGCGGCGCGACUUGGCGUACCAGUCGCCCUGGAUCAAGAUGUACACGAACCGCGGCAUGAUCUACCGGUCGUUCAAGUACAAGCACCUGCAGAAGAGCAUCAACCGGCUCGGCCUCGAGCCGACGACGGCCUUUGCGUGCAUCAGCCAGUACCUGUUCAAGCCCAAGCCGCCUGCGCUCGACCUCAUCACGCAGUACACGUCGGUCCUCGCGCUCCCGACCGUCUUCUCGGUCGGCAUCCACGUCCGCACAGGCGACCAGAGCAUGCGCGACCCCGAGUACGACAAGGUCAACACGGUCAAGCGCCACGUGUCCUUCUUCCGCUGCGCGCGCGAGCUCGGCGAGACGUACGCCCGCAAGGACCAGCGCGUCGUCUUCUACCUCGUGACCGACAGCGCGCACCUCAAGCACGACGCGCAGCGCGUCCUCGGCAACAAGCUCGUCACGACCGACAUGGUGCCGCAGCACGUGCACCAGAAGAGCGGCCACGUCGACGGCGUGAUGAACGCCGUGGUCGAGGACUGGAUUCUCGCCAAGGCCGACAUGCUCGUCGCGACUCAGGACUCGGGCUUUGGCAAGCUCGCGUCGUUCAUGAUGGCCAAGCCCAACGCGACCGUCACCAUCUUCCCCAAGUUCAACCCGGACGUGAUGGGCCUCAUGAGCAAAAAGUCGCACGUCAAGGUCGACUGCACCUCGCCCACCGUGUUCACGAGCUUCGACCAGCUUAGCUCAGAGUGGUCCCUAGGGUGA